This is a messenger RNA of Quercus lobata, 2247 nucleotides long. Its product is annotated as altered inheritance of mitochondria protein 3. The transcript has 19 exons. NCBI's taxonomy places the organism in Eukaryota, Viridiplantae, Streptophyta, Magnoliopsida, Fagales, Fagaceae. The record is from RefSeq and is a predicted model, not a curated record. The coding region runs from base 1 to 2247 and encodes 748 amino acids.
AUGGAGACUGAGUCAGCUGGUCAAGCAGGAGCUUGUACGGACUACGACCUUGUCUUUGACUUUGAUGAGGAACACAUGGUGCACAGCCUCAAUUCCCAGAUGACUUCAAUUCAUCCGCAGAACGAAACAGCAGUAAAUCUUUGUGGUCAGGAGUAUUUGGAGCUAGGUUCAUCAUCUAGGAGCAAUCAGCCGAUGCUCCUUAGCCAAACAAACUUGAACCAGAACUUCACAGUCUCUACAAUUACUAGUUGUGCCCUCUCGUACCCACCAUUUGACCUUGCUCAAAAAUUAGCACAGCCAGUUACAUCUUUCAAUCUUCCAUCGAUAGGAACACAGGCUACACAGCAAUGCUACCAUCCAAUAACUGACAAUGUGGAGCUCGGAUCACCGGCAGGACUUACCCAGCCUCAACUUCCUAAUGAAAACCCUAAUUUGAACCUUUCACAACAUGCCUAUAAUACUUAUGAAAACCCUGGGCCUUCGGUUGUUAAUGCUCCAAGCUUGCCACAGUCGGUACCAUCCUCCUUUAAUGCUACAUUAGUAGGAGAACCACAACCUUAUCUACCAUCAAUGGUGGGAUUGGUGGCACCUGAUAAUGGAGCACUUCACUCAUUUCAAGCCGAGCAUGAGACUAAUUUGAUCUACUCCAAUCAGCAGAUGAACAUUCAGCCUGAAAUUGUCACCCCAUUUGAACAUAUGCCUAUGCCUCAAAGUAUGGGUCCAUUCAUUCAAUCUAGCAAAAACAAUCAAAUGGUGCAAAACAUCUCAAACAAUAAUUUCAGCAGCCUCAGUCAGCAACCAUCUGUCGGCCCAACUUUAUUCCCUCAAAAUACAAUAGAGGUAGAUGUAAUGAAUCAAAGACAAUUGCCAAUCAACCAACACCAGGCCAGUUUGCUCCCCAGUAUCCAGAAUGCUCCUUACAGACAAUUAACUCAGUUGGGGCACCAAUCUAAUGAAUUCAUGAAUGCUAAUGUAUAUGACCCGCAAUAUUUCAACCACAUGCAACCUCAAGCUUAUUCACUUUUAAGGCCCCAACAGUUGACUAAUCAGCUACAGCUUAACCAAGUCCAGCAAAUGCAAAACGUGUUUGAUCCUCAAUAUCAGUACUCCAUGCUACCUUCCAUGCCUGUUAGGCCAAGAAGUUACGUAUAUCCUCAAGUUAAUCAAAUAACGGUGCCAUCUAACAUGUAUGAUCCACAAGUUUAUAAUCCCAUGCUGACUCAGGAUCUUUCCAUCUCGGUCAGGCCUUCCCUGCUUGGAAAUCAUCAACAGCAACUUAACCAAGUCUGGACGACACAGAACUCCAUGCUACCUGGAUCGUCUAUGCCUUCUAGGCUCCAACAGUCGUAUGGUCGUCAACAACCUAAUCAAUUAGCAACUUUGAUGCCAAAUAUGUAUACUUCACAUGUUAGUAGUUCCAUGCUACAGGAACCAAUCAUGUUUCCUGGGUUCCCAUAUGCACUGGAUCAUUAUGAACAAGCUAAUCAGGUCUCGAUGUCACCUUUUGCGUCGAAUCUACAGCAGCGUAACUCCACAACAGCUGGAUCUUCCAUACAGCCUUGGGCUCAUAGCCAAAGGUUGUAUGAUUAUGACCAUCAACAUGAGCAAGUCCAAAAUUCAAAAUUUUGUAGCUCCAUGCUGCCUCAGCCUUCAAUGCUUUCUAGGUCACAACAAUCAUCUGAGUAUCAACAACUCAACAAACUUCCUGAAAUGGCCAGUCGAGUUGAUCCUUCACAUGACAAAAUCUUGCAUCCACAAUCUUCAAUGACUUCUAGUUUACAGACCAUCCAAACGCAAGGAUUACAGAAUCAAACUGCUGUACAAAGUCUCUCCUACCUUAGUCCUGGCACUCAACAGACUCAAAGCCUGAACUCACAAUCUCAACGAGAAAUUGGGAGCCUGUCCAAAGAGCCAGUUCCUCUUCUACGAGAAACACUAUCAGUGGGCAGCUACAGGGAGAAGGGACUGGUGGAAGGACUUAGAUCUGCAGCAAAACGAAAUGCGUAUGGAGAAUCAUUGUUGACAUCUAAGCGCUCCAGGACGGAAACAGUAAGUCAAGAAAGGAGUUUAUCAGCAUCCAAUCCUCAAGAAGAAGAAAAGACUUCUAUGCCUGAAGGAACUGAAGUUGAAAACCCUAAUGAUCAGAGUCCUAAAGCAAAGAAACUCAACAAUUCCCUUUAUGAUCCAAAUUUUGAGGGCAUAGGUGUACCUGUUGACCCACAUCUCCGGCUAUUUGGUUCAGGCUAG